CUCUCUCUUAAAUAAAGUCUCGCUUUAAAUCUCUCUUUGAACAUUUUGAUAUCUAACUUCUCUCUAUCUGUCCAUAAUUUUGUGACUGGUUGCAGGAAUCAUCUGACAGUGAGAUUGUUCUUGGCAUCAAGAUCACUUUAGCACCAGAUCCGAGAUUUUUCGGCUAAAAAAAGGGUUUUGAUUAGAGAACUCACCAUGAUCGGAGUAGGAAAAGUCAAACAAUACACAAAUGUUUUGGAUAAGCCCUUGAGCAAAGGAAAACAAGAGGUUAGUUUGAGUGCAUUUGCCUUCUUGUUUUCUGAGCUUGUCCAAUAUAACCAGACUCAAGUUGAUAACAUUGCUGAGCUAGAGAGAAGGUUAGAAGACGCAGGAUAUGGUGUUGGUGUCCGAGUCCUAGAACUUCUUUGCCAUAGAGAUAAGGGAAACAGGAGGGAGACGCGCUUGCUGGGAAUUUUGUCAUUUGUACACAGUACAGUGUGGAAAGUGUUAUUUGGAAAGGUGGCCGAUUCCCUUGAGAAAGGCACAGAACAUGAAGAUGAAUACAUGAUCAGUGAGAAAGAGCUCUUGGUGAACAGAUUUAUUUCGAUUCCCAAGGACAUGGGGACAUUCAAUUGUGGGGCAUUUGUUGCUGGCAUCGUUAGGGGUGUCCUGGACAGUGCAGGUUUUCCAGCUACUGUAUCUGCUCACUUUGUGCCAAUGGAGGGGCAACAACGACCUAGGACAACUAUAUUGAUAAAAUUUGCAGAAGAGGACGGUAACCUGGCACAGAGAGAGAGAGAGAUUUGUGCAAAAAAUGCAGCAUUCAUGUGGAUUUACUUCCGCCGGAAAUGUGGCCCUGCCUUGCUCUCUUUUCAGGGAAGAGUGGUGCUCUUCAGUGCCAGGACCAAUGGGCUUUCCGCUGCAAGGAUGAGAGAGAGAGAUUUGCACAUCAUGUGUUAAGGAGAGAGAAAUUUGCCACGGAAAAUGAUAAUGUAGAAUACAUUUUUAUAUCAGGUAACAUCUGUUCCCAUCCCUUCUGAAGAUGGUAUCACCAUUCUAUUCCUAAACUUUUAAUGUUGGCAAGACUUCCACGUUGUCAAUUCCAUUUUUCAGUCAAGAAGAGAAGUUUCACUA
Messenger RNA from Amborella trichopoda, 1113 nucleotides. Its product is annotated as Transport protein particle (TRAPP) component. Gene Ontology annotation, biological process: endoplasmic reticulum to Golgi vesicle-mediated transport. The record is from RefSeq and is a predicted model, not a curated record. Gene Ontology annotation, cellular component: TRAPPIII protein complex; TRAPPII protein complex; TRAPPI protein complex. NCBI's taxonomy places the organism in Eukaryota, Viridiplantae, Streptophyta, Magnoliopsida, Amborellales, Amborellaceae.